Linum tenue is the source of this 2460-nucleotide messenger RNA. Lineage: Eukaryota; Viridiplantae; Streptophyta; Magnoliopsida; Malpighiales; Linaceae. The record is from the annotation of a GenBank genome assembly.
UUUUCAGACGUACUCAUUUCACAUUUUGAUAAUCUCUUCCUUCCCCUUUUGCUCAAUCCUCUUCUAAUAAGCUUGUCCUACUUGUUGUCGAUCCUUCAUCCCAAAGUCUGUUACUUUUCAUCGAAUUCCCUACGUGGGUUCAUAAUAUUUUUAAACAGUGGCUAUAUUUAUUGACUCAAAUUCUAGGAAACUAUGUCGAGUUUUGAGGGUGUACUUGUUUCUGAUCCAUGGCUACAGAGUCAGUUCACCCAAGUCCAGCUACGCACCCUCAAGUCCAAGUAUGUAUCAGUGAGAACACAAUAUGGUCGGGUCACGGUAGGAGAUAUGCCAGCCGUUUUCUCAAAACUAAAGGCCUUUAUCGACGUCUUUAGCGAGAAUGAUAUCAGUGCUAUGCUUCAAGAAUCAACUUCCAACAUGGAUGAAGAGAUCGAUUUCGAAUCAUUCCUUAGGGCAUACCUAAACUUGCAUGGACGAGCAUCCAUAAAAUCAAAAUCAUCAGGCAAAAAACUAGCAGGUUCAUCCUCAUUCCUCAAGGCGUCCACAACAACAUUCCACCAUAACAUUAAUGAAUCUGAAAAGAAAUCUUAUGUCCAGCACAUUAAUAAGCACUUGGGAGAGGAUAAGUUCUUGAAGGACUACCUCCCCAUUGAUCCCUCAACAAAUGCCUUGUUUGAUCUUGUCAAAGAUGGUGUCCUCCUUUGUAAGUUGAUCAAUGUGGCUGUCCCUAACACAAUAGACGAGCGAGCAAUCAAUACAAAAAAAGCUCCUAAUCCAUGGGAGAGAAAUGAAAAUCAUACACUAUGCCUUAACUCAGCUAAGGCUAUUGGAUGUACUGUUGUCAAUAUCGGUACUCAAGAUCUCGUUGAAGCUAGACAGCAACUUAAUUUGAACUAUUGUAAUGUUCUUGUUUUCCUUUUCCUUUUUCAGCCUCAUUUGGUUCUUGGAUUGAUUUCUCAAAUUGUUAAGAUUCAACUACUGGCUGAUGUGAAUCUUAAGAACACGCCUGAGCUUGUUGAAUUGGUCGAUGAAAAUGAGGAAGUGGAAGAGCUUAGGAACUUAGCACCCGAGAAGGUUCUGUUAAAAUGGAUGAACUUCCAUCUAAAAAAGGCUGGAUAUACUAAGCAAGUAACAAACUUCUCUUCUGAUGUGAAGGAUGGAGAAGCUUAUGCUUACCUCCUUACUGCUCUUGCACCGGAACUUAGUACCCCUGAUGCAUUGCAAGUUAUGGAUCCUACAGAGAGGGCAAAUAUGGUUAUUGAGCAAGCAGAAAAAUUGGAGUGUAACAAAUACCUUACUCCCACAGACAUUGUUGAAGGAUCAGCUAAUCUUAAUUUGGCAUUCGUCGCAGAAAUUUUCCAGCAUAGAAAUGGAUUGAAUGCUACCGAAACCUCAAAAGUAUCCUAUGCAGAGAUGAUGGAAGAUGAUGAUCAAACUUCUCGAGAAGAGAGAUGCUUCCGACUAUGGAUCAAUAGUCUUGGGAUUCCUACACACUGCAACAAUGUCUUUGAGGAUGUUAGAAAUGGAUGGAUUAUUUUGGAAGUCCUCGACAAAGUCUCCCCUGGAUCAGUUAACUGGAAGCUAGCAACUAAGCCUCCCAUAAAGAUGCCUUUCAGAAAAGUUGAAAAUUGUAACCAGGUUAUACAGAUUGGAAGGGACAUGCAUUUCUCACUUGUGAAUGUAGCUGGGAAUGACAUUGUCCAAGGAAACAAGAAGCUUAUUAUAGCAUAUUUAUGGCAACUAAUGAGGUUCAGUAUGCUACAACUACUGAGAAACUUGAGAUCUCACUCCAGUGAAGGUAAGGAGAUAACUGACACAGACAUUAUACAAUGGGCGAAUGACAAAGUGAAGAAGUCUGGUAAAACAUCUCAAAUGGAAAGCUUUAAGGAUAAGAACCUAGCUACUGGGGUUUUUUUCCUAGAGCUUCUCAGUGCAGUGGAGCCUAGGGUGGUCAACUGGGAAGUCUGUAGAGCUGGAGAAACUGAUGAGGACAAGAAGAUGAAUGCGACAUAUAUCAUCAGUGUUGCAAGGAAGCUUGGAUGUUCCAUCUUCUUAUUGCCUGAGGACAUCAUGGAGGUGAACCAAAAGAUGAUCCUGAUAUUAACUGCAAGCAUCAUGUACUGGAGCCUACAGCGAAAGCAUGGAGGAGGACACCAUACAUAUACUCCUCCUGUUAAUGCACCAGAAGAUCAUGCAGAAGAAGCUGAUGAUGAAGAUGUUGCAGCAGAUGCAACUGAAUAGCCUUUUUUAAAAAAGAUACACCGUGGAGUUUUGUUUUCAUUGUUGUUUUCUUCUUCGUUUGAUAUAGAAAAAGACUUUAGUUUUUCACGUUUCUGAAGCUAUACAUUUUGAAAUUUCCUUCCACGACGUUAUAUUUGCUGAAAGACCUUAAUGAAAGAGGGAAAAUGUUUUGUAAUGUUAUAGGUUGUUUUGAUGCAUAAUUUUGCACGUGGUAUUUGGAGC